Molecule: messenger RNA, 1204 nt
Organism: Myotis brandtii (Brandt's bat)
Lineage: Eukaryota; Metazoa; Chordata; Mammalia; Chiroptera; Vespertilionidae
Gene: UGT8
Product: UDP glycosyltransferase 8
Exons: 9
Molecular function (GO): UDP-glycosyltransferase activity
Source: RefSeq, a predicted model, not a curated record
CAUUGGGGGUGGGGGGGAGAGAUACUCCCCUGGGAGCUGCAGGCCACCCGGCAGGCGGGGACCUUGGGGUGCCCUGGAAGCGGGUCCAGGCGGCCAGGGAGGGGCCCCGGGGCGCCAGGACCUUGGGCACAGCUGGGUGACGCACCCCGGCUUUCCCGGGGUGAUAGGACCGUAGAGUCAAACUCCUACAUCCAAACUGCAUUGAAGUGCGCAUUAGAACAGGUCGCUUGCAGCCCUUGCAUGUUGAGAAGCGAUGACGUCCUGCCUGCCGUACCUGGUGCUCCUGUGGGGCGCCCUCGGGGUCGCCGACGCCGCCAAGAUCAUCGUGGUGCCGCCCAUCAUGUUUGAGAGCCACAUGUACAUCUUCAAGACGCUGGCCGCCGCCCUGCACGCGCGGGGCCACCGCACCGUAACCGCUGCCAAACGCGAGGCCCUCGCACAGCCCUGUCUGUCACAGCGUCACCUGUCUGCCCGGGUGUCCGGCCGUCCCAGCUGCAGCCCCAGCACCGUCCAGGACCUGCAGAGCUGGGUGGACGGCGCCAGCGAGCACGGCUUCGUCCUCGUGUCCUUCGGCGCCGGCGUGAAGUUCCUCACAGGUUCCUUGGGGCUCUUCCCGCCUCGCGUACAGGCGGCUCCUUGCCCAGUGUCCACAGCAGCCGUGGCAGCUCCGUGGUCACCUGACGCUGCAGACGGAGUCCGUGCGAGGGAGCUGGUGUCUGAGGGGCCUGUCUGCACCCACAGGUUUUCUGGAACCAAACCCAGGAAUCUGGGCAACAACACGAAGCUCCUGGAGUGGCUGCCGCAGAACGACCUGCUGGGGCACCCCCACGCCAAGGCCUUCCUCAGCCACGGCGGCCUGAACAGCAUCUUCGAGACCAUGUACCACGGCGUCCCGGUGGUGGGCAUCCCGCUCUUCGGCGACCACUACGACACGAUGACCCGCGUGCAGGCCAAGGGCAUGGGCCUCCUGCUGGAGUGGAAGACCCUGACGGAGGCCGAGCUGCACGCGGCCCUGGUGCAGGUCAUCAACGACCCCAGCUUCCGCAGGCGGGCCCGGCAGCUGUCUGAGAUCCACCGGGACCAGCCAGGGCACCCCGUGGAGCGGACCGUGUACUGGAUCGAGUACAUCCUGCGCCACCGCGGCGCCCGCCACCUGCAGGCCGCCGUCUACCAGCUGUCCUUCUGGCAGUACUUCCUGCUGGAC